AUGGACCCUUCCUUGUUAAAGCUACUCGAAGAAGACGAGGACGAGACAACGCAUUCCGAAUCUGCCUUGGAGGCAUUACAGGCUGCCUUGCAGCGUGUUUUAGAAGGAGAUACCUCCACUUCUCAGCCGUUUGAUUCAAAUACCGUUUUGUCUCAAGGAAUCGAUCAAACCGGUAGCGUAGAUGGAAGAACCAUCAACUUUUAUAGUCAACAAGCUCCUCAACCUCAAAGUGCCCUGCAGCCAGAGCAGAGUUUUCCAGUAAUAGAGCAAGAGCCUCGUGGAUUCAUUCGUGGGAUUUCGCAACAGCAGCCAAAUGACGUCCUCGAAGAAACCAAUCGACUGCCAAGACAACAGAAAGAAUCCCAAGAUGCAGAACAAAUUGCUGGUCAGGUUUUUCAAAUGACUGGGACGCAGAGUUCUCAAAGGAAUGCUACCCCAGCACGUGAAUCAGGCAGUGAAUCACAAGGUUUAAGAUUAGAGAGGAUGGGUAACCAACAGACCAGAGGUGGAAAAGAAGUACCAUUUGGUGUUUUGAUGCUUACUUUACUGCCCCAACUUAAUAAGGACAAAGCCAUGCAGCUUUCCAUCCUACAUGAUAAAAUGCAGAGAAAUGAAAUUACGAAUGAGGCAUUCGAUCGGCACAUGAGAGAUAUGGUCGGAAAUGAGAAGCUGAAGUUGGCUUAUAACCAGCUGCAAUCUCAAAUGAGUUCCAAUACAUUCCUAUCACCAUCCCCGACCUUUGCACUACAAAACCUUCCGAGGAUGCCAUCUUUUACUGCUGGUAUCCCACGGUUUGCUGGUCCUCUUUCAAUUGGUCAGCUGCCAAAGAAAAGCCCCAACUUCCCUGGCAAUUCAUCUCAUGCAACCUCUCUAGGAGUUUCCAUGCUGAACAAUCCAAGUUAUCCCUCAAUUGGAAAUGAUACUCAAAAUUCUCGAGAGAUGGAUCGCCAAUCAUAUCCUCGCCUUGGAGUACUAAGAAGCCAAAUACCUUCCUCUAGUUCAAGCGCUGUGAAUCAAGGGAGAGAUCACUCUCCAAUUUAUGGGCAAGGACUUAACAAGCAGCAGCAGCAGCAACAACAGUUGGCUUCCUAUUCUCAGCCAGACGUUAAUACUUCAGGAUCCUUUUUGAAGUCACAACCUCAUGAUUCACAAACGAGGCAACUUACUCAUCAUCAAAGCAUGGGAUCAAAUCUUGUAGGAGGGUCAACCCGGGCCAUGGAUAUGAUGAGUGGACCAAUGUUUGAGAGGCAAAACUCUAUGAGUGACCCAACUAGAUUUCAGGGUGGUUCACUUAGUCACAUUUCAAGCAAUCCAGUUCCUUGUCAAGUUUCAGCAAGUAACGAGCUGAAAUCUGGCCCUUUGUUAUCCGUGACAGAUAUAAAGCAGCAAUCUGUUGGUCAUGGUGCUGAGCUGCAGCAAAAGUCACAUUUAUAUACGCCCCAGGGACCGUCUAUUGCACAGGUUGUUCAAGGAAAUGCAAUUCCAGCAACUUCAAAGGAAAAAACUUUAGAGAAGCAGCUGGCUAGUUUUGGCUUCACCACAACGACUAAUAUGACGCCCAUUAAUUCAGUCUCUCCUUCCUUGUCGUCACAGCUGGAAUAUAAUGCUCCAUUGAGCUCUCAGAAUCCAUCAGUUACCUCUCCAGCUAGUGUCAACGCAAGAACACCAGAAAAAAAACCUGAUGUAGGCCAGAAGAAACCACCUGAAGCUCCUGGUCCAUCACCACCUCUGCCAAGUAAAAAGCAAAAGGUAUCCGGGACCUUUUCUGACCAGAGUAUUGAUCAACUAAAUGAUGUCACUGCUGUCAGUGGAGUCAAUCUCCAGGAAGAGGAGGAGCGACUAUUGUCUGCCCCCAAGAAGGACUUUCGAAUUUCUGAAGCAUAUAGAUUGAUUGUGCAUGAAGAAGAAGAAAGAGGGAUUUUGUUGAAAGCUCCUUUGCAGAAGAAAUUGGCUGAAAUUACGGCCAAACUAGGUUUGAAGAAUAUAAGCAAUGAUGCCGAGCGGUGCUUGUCCUUGAGUGUCGAGGAACGAAUGCGUGGACUCAUAUGCAAUUUAAUAAGACAUUCUAAACAGCGGGCUGAUGCUGAGAAGCCUAUGCACCUGAAGCUUAUUACGUCAGAUGUUCGGCAACAAAUCAUUAGAUUGAACUGCAAGGCCAAGGAAGAAUGGGAGAAAAAGCAGGUUGAAGUGGAAAAGCUCCAAAAACUUGAUGAACCUGAAGGCCCUCGAGUUGAUGGCAAUAAGGAGAAAAAUGAAGGUCAAGUAAAAUCACUAAAGAUGAACAAGGAGGAUGAUGGCAAGAUGAGGACCAAUGCUGCAAAUGUUGCUGCACGUGCUGCUGUUGGGGGAGAUGACGUGUUGUCAAAAUGGCAACUUAUGGCUGAACAUGCCCGCCAGAAACGUGAGAAAGAAGCAGAAAAGGGAGGCCUUGUCAGUCCUCUUGCAUCUGGAGCAAUUAGAAAAUUUGGGGCUCGAACUAUUUCUGUUAAGGAUCUAAUUGCAGUUCUGGAAAGGGAGCCUCAAAUGUCAAGGUCAACACUGAUUCAUCGCCUGUAUGACAGAAUCCACUCCAUGGCUGCAGCUUAUUGA
Molecule: messenger RNA, 2589 nt
Organism: Theobroma cacao (cacao)
Lineage: Eukaryota; Viridiplantae; Streptophyta; Magnoliopsida; Malvales; Malvaceae
Source: RefSeq, a predicted model, not a curated record